AUGGUUAAGCCAGAGAACAAGAUCCACGCAGAAUCGUCAAAGCCACUGAAUGCACUAUCUUCCUCAUCGCCAGCAUCAAGUGACAACAAGAAGAAGUACAAGGGAGUGAGGAUGAGAAGCUGGGGCUCAUGGGUGUCAGAGAUUAGAGCACCAAACCAAAAAACUAGAAUAUGGUUGGGAUCCUAUUCAACUGCUGAGGCAGCAGCAAGAGCCUAUGAUGCUGCACUACUAUGCCUUAAGGGUUCCUCAGCCAAUCUCAACUUCCCUUCAAGCUCUUCACACUACAUUCCUCAAGACACUGCCAUGUCCCCAAAAUCAAUCCAAAGAGUUGCUGCAGCUGCUGCCAACAACUUUUUGGACAAUGCUUUUGCUACCAUCCCUUCUUCUCCAUCAUCUCCACCUUCUCCUCCUCUUGCUUCAACCUCUUCCUCUUCACUGGCCUCAUCAUCAUCAAUGUCAUCAUCUCCCUUAGACCAAAUUGAUGAUGAUGUCUCACUUCUGUCACCAUUUGGGACCUACACUCCUCCUCCUCCAAUUAACUCUGAUCAAGCAAAUGAAUCAAUGAGUAUGAUGGAAUAUUGGUAUGGUUUGGAGGGGUUGCAAUCCCCAAAGUAUGUUGAGCAAAUGCUAAGUGGGGCUUUCUUUGACAUUGAUUCAACACAGUUGUUCGAUGAUCCGUAUGAAGAAAGUGACAUCCGUUUGUGGAGUUUCUGCUGA
Sphenostylis stenocarpa is the source of this 717-nucleotide messenger RNA. NCBI's taxonomy places the organism in Eukaryota, Viridiplantae, Streptophyta, Magnoliopsida, Fabales, Fabaceae. The record is from the annotation of a GenBank genome assembly.